UGGCCGUGGCUCUGGGAGACAGACAGAACCACGCGAGUGCUUAGGCCUUCUUCCCACGUCUGCGGCCCAGGCGAGUGCAUCCUCGGCCCCAACCCUGCCCAGCCAACGGAUAAUGGGGAUUCUGGGCGCCCGGCGCAGCCUGGAGUGGCUGCUGGGCUUCUACUUUCUCUCCCACGUCCCCAUCACCCUGCUCUUCGACCUGCAGUCGGUGCUGCCGCGCGAUUUCUACCCCAUCCAGCUGAGAAACCUGCUGAAGUGGUACACUAAAGAGUUCAAAGACCCUCUGAUGCAGUACCCCCCAGUAUGGUUUAAAUCCUUCCUGUUUGGUGAGCUUGUGUUUCAGCUGCCUUUCUUUCCCAUUGCGACAUACGCCUUCUUCAAAGGAGGCUGCAAGUGGAUCCGCACCCCUGCGAUCAUCUACUCGGUCCACACCAUGACAAGUCUAAUUCCCAUUCUCUCCACACUUCUAUGGGAGGAUUUCUCGAAGACCAGUGCUUUUAAAGGGCAAGGACCAAAGACUUUUCACGAACGACUAGUCCUCAUGUGUGUCUAUGCCCCCUACUUUCUGAUCCCUCUUAUGCUUCUGCUUUUCAUGUUGCGGAGCCCCUACUACAGGUAUGAGGAGAAAAGAAAGAAAAAAUGAGAGCAAGAACUACUGGCCCAGCAGAGAGAUGCCCACAGGACAGUUCCCUGUUGGACCCAGUACAAGGAAAACUGCUCAGAACCCACGUCUUCAGUAGCAUUUGAAACAUACGGGCAGCAGGAGCCACAUCAAACCAUCACCUUCUAAGGGCACCAGCACAGAUCGAUCACCUGAGGGUGGGCAGGGGGUGUGGGCUUGGUAAUAGGGAAGUGGUGCCAAGUAUUUCACUAUGUGCCCGGGUUCCACUGCAGAAUUACUAACAGCAGCACCAGACCGGAAACUGGAUAAACUGCUAAGAAACACGUCCUGCUCGGCAUCUUCAUGCAUCACUUGGUCCACAAUAUACAUGUGACUGAUCCCUUGACUCAUGAUUCCAUUCCAUCACUAUUCAUUAGCAGAAUGCACAGUGGGAUGUUUUGGGGCAUUUUUAAGUUUGAAAUUAUGCCUCUUUAAUAUUCAUUAAAAACUAUUUCUUGCCCCCACCCUGCUGGGUAGGGGGCAGCAGGAGAAAGUAAUCUGAUUCUACAAGAAGUUUAAACUUAAGUGUUCCUUAAGGUUCAGCCCUGGCAUGACUUUCAGUCAAUAAUGGACAAAACUAGAUGUCUUGCUCCUGUCUUAAACAGCAUCCAAGGAGGAGAGAUUUUUUUUAAAGUCUUGUUUAUCCACUUGCCAAACCGUAAUCCUAUAUUUUUACCUACCACGUGACAGAAGUUUCCUUCCUCUGAGGUCUGGUGUCUCAAACCCGAUCUGAAAGUAUGCUUCCUCCUGAGUAACUUCACCUGUGCAGACCGUUCCAUCGCAUCCGAACGGGCCAGCGGGCCUGGCAUGUCCAGUGUGUGCACAGAGAGCGUCUCCACGUCAGUGCCUGCUGUUCUGUUAGCUUUCUCUGAAUUCGUACUCAAGGCUAACUCCAAAAAGUGAAAAUAAACCCUGUCUGGUGUGGCUCAGUGGAUUGAGUGCUGGACUGCAAAGCAAAGGGUCCCUGGUUCCAUUCCCCGUCAGGGCACAUAACUAAGUUGCGGCCGGGUCCCCAGUGUGGGGCAUGUGAGAGGCAACGACACACUGAUAUUUCUCCCCCUUUCUUCCUCCCUUCCCCUCUUUGAAAAUAAAAACCUUUUUUAAAAAAAUAAAAUUAAAUUAAAAAAAUAAAACUUGUGAACACAUAGAGACAGCAGUAGAAAUUGGGAUGGUCCCAGUUCUGUCUUUGCCUUUCUGCUCAUACAUUGUAUUGUUCUAAUGGUUGGGAGUAUCAUGUGACUCGUGUCCAGUCCAAAUAAAGGUAGCUGCUGACCACU
Messenger RNA from Artibeus jamaicensis (Jamaican fruit-eating bat), 1938 nucleotides. It is a transcript of the gene TMEM97, whose product is annotated as transmembrane protein 97. NCBI's taxonomy places the organism in Eukaryota, Metazoa, Chordata, Mammalia, Chiroptera, Phyllostomidae. The transcript is spliced from 3 exons. The record is from RefSeq and is a predicted model, not a curated record. Bases 113 to 643 code for a protein of 176 amino acids. Gene Ontology annotation, cellular component: endoplasmic reticulum.